AUGGUGGCUUUCAACAGUAAGACGCGGAAGAUAUGCGUCUUUCCAACGGCCCAACAGAAGACGCUCCUCAAGCACUGGAUCGGCACCGUGCACUGGACCUACAACCAACGGCAGUGCGCGCCGACCAAGAAGGCACUGCGCGCUCACUUCAUGACCGAGUUUGGCCUGCGAGAGGCGGAACGGAUCAAACGCACCAAGAGCAGGGUCGGCGGCGGCGGCGACGACGACGACGUUGGUAUCUCAUGGGUGUUCAAGACACCCCACAACCUCCGCGACCAGGCCAUGGGCCAGUUUGUUACGGCCUACAAGAACGCGGUCCAGGCACAUGGGCGGGGCAAGUUCAACAUCGCCUUUCGGUCGGCCAAGCGCCUGCAGCAGGAGACAGUGGUCAUUCACUCAAGGGACUGGAACUGGACCUGA
Messenger RNA from Acanthamoeba castellanii str. Neff, 420 nucleotides. RefSeq lists its product as uncharacterized. The transcript is spliced from 2 exons. The record is from RefSeq and is a predicted model, not a curated record. The coding region runs from base 1 to 420 and encodes 139 amino acids. NCBI's taxonomy places the organism in Eukaryota, Discosea, Longamoebia, Acanthamoebidae.